GGUCGAGCACUGGAUUCAUUUGGCGUCAUUUUGUAUUAUUUGUUACUUUUUGUUUGAAAAUAAAUACGUACCUUUUGGGAUGCUUUACUUGUAACAAUAUUUUACAUGACGUAAUAUUGGAAGCACAUCUAUUGCAUUUCAUAAAGAAAUAUAAACAUGACUGUUGGACGCGAUUUUCAACGAUUUAAUCGAGAAUCAUGAAAUGGGUUUUUCUGGACUUCUGGCUCUGUAGAAAGAAAAAUACGAUUAUUGCUCAGAAUCUUAAGUAAAUUGUGAUAAGCUAAAAAAAAAAACAAAUUUGAAUUGUCCUGAGAUACAGUAAAGGUUACAAGCAAAAUGGAUAUCAGUGAUAUUGGUGGUUUGUCAUCGGAUGUAGCCAGUGAAGACACCCUUGAAAGUGAAAUUGAUGCUUUAUCGAAGAUAAUUACUGAUACUAAAGAUGAUAUUCACAAAAUGGACGAUAAUGAUGAUGUUUUCAAGUUAGAUAAUAACGAGAUUUCUUUUGCUGAUAGUUUGCAGGGACACUCCGCAAAAAGCAAUAAAUGUGAACUAAUAUCAGAUGACAACAUAGCUCUAAGUGAUAUUUUAGAUGGUUCCAGAGAAUUAGACAAUUUUAUUUCUACUUCUAAUGUAGACAGUGACUUACAAGAAGUUUUAGGAGAAACUUUUGAAACCAUUGAAGACUCAAAUAGUAAAAAUAACCAAUUAGCCAAUGAAACUACUGACCAUAAAAAUGAGGAAAUUUAUUUCCCAGCUCAACCAUCAUGUGUAAAUAAUGUUACAUUAUUAAAUGAAAGUGACAAUAGGCAAAAAUCUCCAAGCCAUUCACAAGAUCAGCCUGUCUUAAUACUGGAAGAUGAAACCAAUCACUCUACGACUAGAAGCGAUAUGCAUCAGCAACUUAUAGAAAAAAGUGAAAGCAAUUCUGUUGUUAAUGAAAUGGAUCCGACUGACUGCUUAUCUGAAUUUAUGAAGAAAGAUGACUCACAGAAUGUUUUUAAAGAACAAUUCGAUGCUGUUGAAGAAUCUGAUCUUAAUAGUCUAGUUACAAAAAGUACAGAGAACAAAUCUAUAGGUCAGACUAAUUUUACUCAAGCACUUCAUUUUCCAUCUGAAAAUUCUGACAAUUCAGAUGUUAUCAUCAAUAGCAAAGAUAACUUGGAAGAGGGGUCAGCAAUGGAUACAGAAGAACAAUAUAUAAAAAAUGAAAUUGAAAAUUCAAACAUUCCAGCAAUUGAAGUUAUUAAUUAUGCCAAAGACACUAAUAUUCAUAAAAUGAAUAUUGAAAUGUCUAUUCUUCACCAAGAAAAAAAUACAGAGAAAGAUGAAAAAAUAUAUAAAUCUGAAGAAAUACAAGAUUUAAACCAAAUAGAGAUUACUCAAGUAAAUAAAAGUUGUUCUACAAAGGAUACUGCACAAGAAAUUAUUACUAGUGAUACUAAAAUCCAAGACUCCACUGAAAAUUGUCAAAUCAUUGAUGAACAACUUGAUAAAGAGGAAAACAUUGAAAAUAAGGAUUUUAAAUCUCAUCAAAAAGCAAAUACUCUUGAUAAAAAUAUACAUGUAAAAGAUAUUAACGAAGAUAAAAAUGAAAAUAGUGUAAUAUCUGAAUGUAAUAAGUUAGUCCAUGGCAAUGAAUUCUCUAAAAUUGAUGAAUUGAAAGAAGAUAAUUCAGCUUAUCUAGAAAAUGAUAGUGUUUCAGAAACAAAUUGCAACUUGGAAGAUAAAAGUGAAAAUAUAAAAGACUCUAAAGAUAUUGAUGCAAUAAAAGAUGUAUACAAAAAUAAUGAUGAUCAAAAUAGUGACAAUACAAAAGUCGUUUUGGAAGGCCCUUCAAGUAUAAAUACAGAAAUAAAAAUACCAAUAAUUUCUGAAAAAAUAGAUACUAAUGUUUCACAAAAUAAUAUUGAAAAGGAUGAACAACCAAUCUUAAGUAAAAAUGAACAGGAAACGGAUUUUAAAUUAUCAUUAGAGUCGUCAAUAGAACUGCAAAAUAACAGUUCGUUGAUUACACAAGGUGAACCUAAAGAUAUUGUCAUAUUAAAUUAUCCUAUAUCUGACAGCAUUGUCAAUGCCGAAUCAACAGAAACAAAAGAAAACUUAGAUGAAAAUAAAAUUCCGAACGUAAUUCAAGAAAAUGUCAGUAGUAUUGAACAAGAUUUGGACUCUCAAGGAUCUAUAUCCCAUAUACUGAAUGAAGUAGAAAAAGACUUAGAUUCAGGCUUGAAUAAUGUAAUAGAAACAAAGGAAGCUGUUACUAAAAAUAUGAGUAAUUUUGACAACUCAGAAGUAUUGAAUUCAUCAAACCAAAAUACGUCAUCACUAGAAGAAAAAUCUCAAGAUUCAUUAUUAAUCAUUAAUUCUAUACCGGAUCAAAUUGACAACAAGAAAUUAACAUCUAAUAGAAAGACACAGGAUAUAACAUUUCAGGAUUCGAGUCAGUUAUCAGUCCCAAUGCAGAGUGAUAAUUUUAUAAACGAUCUAUACAACACUUGCAUGCCAGAUCAUACAACUGAGUUUGGCAAUACAGAUAUGGAAAGUAUUAAAGAGAGCAUUGAUUUUGAAAAUUCAAUACCAGUAUUAAAAACUGGAGAUCAACAACUCUUGGAGACAGAUGCAUUGGAAGUGGAAAAUAUUGAAGAAAAUAAUGAUUUAAAAACUGCACAAUCUGUAUUGGAAAUUGAAAAUCAACGACCUUUGGAAUUAGAUGCAUUAGUAAAUCCAGCAUUGAAACUUAAUGAUCCAAAUCUUUUGAAAAAAGAUACAGUCGAAAUUGAAAAUACUGAAAGAAGUACUGAACUUGAAAAUUCGAAAUCAUUAAUGGAAAUCAAAGAACGAAUGGAAAAUAUUGAACAAAGUAGUGAUUUAGAAAAAUCAAAGUCAGAUAUGGAGAUUGAAAAUCAAGUUAUUGAAAUGGAUACAUUAAAGAUAACAAAUAUAGAAGAAAAUAAUGUUUUAGAAGAUCCAAAAUCAGCAUUAGAAAUUAAAGAUCAACAACUUUUGACAAGAGAUGAAUCAGAGAGUACUGCAGAGUUCAUACUUGAGGAAACUGAAAAAGUUAUUGAUGAAUCAUCAGUUGAAAUUUCAGAGUUGGAGUCUGCAGUCAAAUUUCUUCAGGAGUCAGAGCAAACCCAUGGUUCACAAGUGGAGUCAACUAAUGAAGAAAAUUCAAGUAUAUUCGUUUCUGUGGAAGAAAGUGAAUGUGGCAAUGCUUCCGAGCUAAUAUCAGAUUUAUCAGAGGCAUCACUCGAUCCAAUAGCAAUAUCAGAAGCUGAAAUUAUAUCUGAAGCUGCUAAAUUAGAAAACGAACGGAAAGAAAAGCUUGAACUAGAAAAGCUUGAGUUGGAAAAACUUAAAAGUGCAAGUCAAGAAACAGGCGAAUUCAAAGAUGUUGAUGAAAAUUUAUUAACUAAUGUUGAAUCUAUUGAAAAAUCAAACGAAUCGUCAGAAACGACUGCAGAAGAUAUCUUACAGAUUUCGAUCAACACAAGGCUAACAUCAGAAUUCUUACCAAAAACCGGAGUAUUAGAUGAGCGAUACAAGGAGCCCCCAAAAAUUGAAAUCCCAGAAACAUCAAAGCUCGUUGAGUUGCCGAACACCGCUCUAUUGAUACAAAAGCAGCGACUAGAUUCACCUGAUAGGCAAACGACAAGUGGAGAGCCAAAAAUCAGUGAUACACCAACAAAAAAAGAUAAUAGCGAUAAGCAGCAGCCGGAAUGCGAGAAUGUAGGUUCCCCGAGAAUCAUUUUGAAAAUCGCUAAAUCAGCUAUAACUGAGUGCUCAGAGCCGCGUUCGCCUAAAAGCCCCAAAGUUCGCUCGUCUGACUCACCGAAUCCCGAGGACAGCCUAUCCAGUCAGAAACUUGGCAAGAUCAAAUUGAAACUAUCAAAGGGUGGACAUCCAUCGAUUAUACCAAGCGGUGAUAGUCAUCAAGAGGAGACUUGGCACGCUGAUUGUACUUCUUCCUCGCUCUCCCCGAUGGGUAUGAAGAUCAAAAUCACCAAGUCAGCUGAGUCUUCUGAAGAAUCGCAAAAGUUGGAAGAGGUGAAUGAGAAACUCGUCCAUAAAGUUGAUGAUUCAAAAAAACCAGAGGCUCCGAUUGGUAUGAAAAUCAAACUAUCCAAGACUGGCGAUGCAUCGAUUGUUCAACAAGACAACAAAGAGACUACACAGGAAACGACAAUGGGUAAAAAGCAAGAUUCUCCUUCGCUUGGUAUGAAAAUUAAGUUGUCCAAAACCGGUGAUGCGUCUAUCAUUCAACAAGACAAAUCGGAAUACAGCGAAGAUGAUAGUUCGAGACGUACCGAAUCACCAAUCGGUAUGAAAAUAAAACUAUCUAAGUCUGGAGAUGCCUCGGUAAUAUCUAGUGAUCCACCUGAGUCUGCUAAAGAAAACAUCGACGAGCCAAUAAAACGUACAGACUCGCCAAUAGGAGUAAAGAUUAAGUUAGCUAAAAACAAAGGAGGCAGUGCGUCUAUCAUAUCGACGGAGACUGUCGAAGAACUUGGAGACAGUUCAAUCGCCAAAGCUGGUUUAGGCAUGAAAAUAAAGCUAUCCAAGAGCGGUGAUGCUUCUGUUGUACACACCAUUAAAGAAGACAUUCAUGAAUCAAUGGAACAACAUAUUGGUAUGAAAAUUAAACUUUCAAAAACUGGCGAUCCAUCAAUUAUCCCAUCGGUAUUCUCAAGAGAAUAUGAAGAUAUUACUCAAAAAUCUAAACACUCGAAACAUAAAGAUCAUGGAAUUGCCAGUCAAAGAUCCAAAGAUGAUUCUCAUCUAGAAAUGAAGAUCAAACUCUCCAAGACUGGGCAUCCAACUAUUAUAACACCCACUGAUAUAAAUCCUCUGAAAACAUCAACUAUUCCAAUCGCUAAGUCACAAGCAGAUCAUACAGAUAUAAUAUCAUUCAAGCAAAGCCAUUCGGAUGUAACCAUUGAGCCCAUCAAAAGUCAGCUAGUUAAUAAUGCAAUGGUAGAUUUACACGGCAAGCGAAAAGAAAUUACUAUAGCUCCGGUUGAAUCAAAAAAAACAAAGGUUGAUACAACUACAAAACAAAUGCUACCUGAUAUUACUAUUCAGCCCAUUUCAACGAAGAAAGAGGUCCAUCAACAAUCGCAAAAAUUAGUUUUAGAAUCAAACACUGGCAGUAUCAGCCGACAACAGAUGAGCGUUAUCAAUCAAGAAAUAAGUAUUACUCAAGUCCGUUCUAUACGAGGUGGUCAUUCAGUGAUGAGCGAGCACCGUAAGAAUACUCUUAACGUGCCAACCGAACAUUCGGCACCGUCAUCCGCCGACUGUGAGAUAAUCGAGGCACGGCCAGAACUAAUAAUCGUCAAUGAAAACUCGAAUUCCAGCCAGGACGUGAUGAUCAUCGAAGAAGUGCCACCUGUGAAGACUCCGAAAAAGCGUGGUCGACCUAGGCGCAAUGCACUUCCAGCUGUUUCCACUUUUCCAGGCAUGGAUCCAUCAAGAGAUCCAUUAAGUUUGGAUCAAUCAGGAAUGCGCGUGCAGAUUCCAUCACAGUUACAAGUACAGGCAACGAUGCUGCAGCAGGUACCACCGCAACAUAUUAUUCCUCCGACUGGAGAUGGCUCUGAAAGACCAAGAAGAACUUGCAGAAACCAAAAGAGCUAUGCGCCUCCAAAGAGAGGCAGGGGACGAGGCCGUGGAAAACGGAAAAAUGAAGCAAUAGACAUUCCUGCAAAAAAGCCACGCGUAGAACAAGAAUUCAUUGGGAUAGAACACAAUGCCAAACCUGUAAUAACAUUAGAGAAAUUACCGGUGGAUACCAAUAGCAGCAUGAAAAAUUCGCCAGAGCUAUUCAGAGCGUUGAAUCAACCAAUACUCAAUCAAAUUGCUCAGCAACCUCGCGAAGUCGAGAUAAUCCCCAUGACUGAGUCGGCAAAAGCUUCGUCGGAAUGUGAAGUCAUGAAAAUGUCCGAUCGAAGCACAUCAGCAGUACAGGAAGGUGGUAUGGAAGUGAUUAAAAUACCAUCUCGUCGUCAAGUGACAAGCAUGCAUCUGUCCAGUGAUUCCCACAUGGUACAAGCACCGAUACUCGAUGACAAGGGUGCUGUGAUCAUAAAAGUUACAAGAGAUGAGCAGGGAAAGCAAUCCGAUGCCGUAGAUAAUGGCAAAGAAGCAAUUCAGUCCACACAAAAUUGGCUCGCGCCAUCAAUCAAGAAGGUAACAGGGGAUGCACUCAGCAGAAACGAAACAAUUUCUUCGCUAACUGUCAUCGAUGAGGAGACUCGAAUGAGUGCCGAAUCAAGUUCGAGGUCGCAAACUCCUGCGCGUAACAUGUCGGCACCAGUGGAUACGCUGGUAAACGAGGAGUCGCAGAACAGCGUGUUGAGCACUGCGACAACCGAGAGCGAGAAGGUGAAACAACCGAAAAAUCGGCGCAUGGAAAUCAGCUUCGAUCCCGACGAGGGCCCAUUCACUGUCGACAAAAUCGCCGAAUAUGAGUGGCCAUCGUCCGACAAAAUUAACGAGCUCAAGCCUGUCGGUAGCCGUGGCGAGACUUUCAUGAUUCAAGAACAAAUCUCUCAGUAUCUCGGCGUCAAAAGCUUCAAACGCAAGUAUCCUGAUCUCAAGAGGCGCAUGGUUGACAUGGAGGAAAGGAACUUUCUCAGGGAAAACGCUCUCGUGAGCGAGUCCAUGUGUGAUAUGGGUCUGACGGCGGUUUCAAGCUCAGAGGUGCUUGACAUAAUGUGUAGCGAUUUCCCAGAACAGUACGAAGAGUACCGCAAACAUAUGCGAGAAAAAGCAGCUAAGGAGCAUUCAAAGAAACAAAAGGAGCUGUCGGCAGCAGCCAAUGCCGAGCGCAACAGAAUCGAUCUCGCUGAAAUGGCCAUGCAGUCAGCCAUCUCUUGGAAUUCUGGUUUCAAUAAAGCGCGCCAAGAGUCGCGCAGAUGUAGCCUUGACCUGCAGACUUUCACAAUACACAUGCCCAGGCGUCCGCCCAAAUACGAUCCGUUUAGACGAGGAAGUAACUACCCCUGCGCACUUAUCACCGGCCAGUACACCGACUAUUUCAGAGAGUAUAAACCUGCCGAACUUCGAUAUUAUCCAUUGAACACUGUAGUUUAUGGACCUACAAGACCAAACGAGAGAAAGUUCGACAGUCAGUCCGAGGGCUCUCAAAGUGAUAGCGACAGCGAUUCAUCGUCGGACGACUCAAGCUCAACGUCUAGUGAAGGCACUCAGGAUACCGAAGGUUCCCAAUCGACGAUGGACGAAGUAGAUAUGGAGCUAACUCUUGAUCCAUCUAUUAAAUGUAAAAUGUGCUCAAAUCAUCUAAAUAAAAACAAUCGACCCGAAACCCUUAUAGUGUGCGGCACUUGUAACGGAAAUGUUCAUCCUUCGUGUAUUGAAUUGACACUGGAUAUGGUGCCCCACAUUAGAGCCUACGCGUGGCAAUGCACAGAUUGCAAAACAUGCGCUCAAUGUCACGAUCCUGCCGAUGAAGAUAAAAUGCUCUUCUGUGAUAUGUGUGAUAGAGGGUAUCAUAUUUACUGCGUGGGCCUGAGGAGAGUGCCACAGGGCCGGUGGCAUUGCCAAGAAUGCGCUGUAUGCGCAAACUGCGGAUCCAAAGAACCCGGAGGUGCUAAUUCAGACAGAAAUAGCGUGGCACAAUGGCAGCACGAGUUCAAAAAAGGUGACAAAAACACAAGAGUAUAUGUCUCCACAUUCUGCGUUCCUUGUUCAAAGCUCUGGCGAAAAGGUCGCUAUUGUCCGCACUGCAGCCGCUGUCAUAAUGCUACACGACUCGACCAGGAGCCAAAUCUUGUGCAUUGCGGAGCAUGUGACAAAUAUCUGCACUUGGAAUGCGUGGAAACCAAGGGAAUGACAAUUGACAGGAGAAAUUAUCUGUGUGAGUUUUGCUCUCCUAAUCGACAACAUCUCGUAAAACCAUUGACGUCAAAAACUUUUAAAACGUAG
Messenger RNA from Phymastichus coffea, 7944 nucleotides. RefSeq lists its product as uncharacterized. Lineage: Eukaryota; Metazoa; Arthropoda; Insecta; Hymenoptera; Eulophidae. The transcript has 17 exons. The record is from RefSeq and is a predicted model, not a curated record. Bases 337 to 7944 code for a protein of 2535 amino acids.